CACACCAAGCACAGGAUCCCUCAUCCAGCUCUCCUGCCUUCUCCUCCUCGGUGACACAGGUGCUCCUCCAGCCACAGCCAUGUCCUGCUACGACCUGUGCCGGCCCUGCGGCCCCACCCCGCUGGCCAACAGCUGCAACGAGCCCUGUGUCCGGCAGUGCCAGGACUCCCGGGUCAUCAUCCAGCCCUCCCCCGUGGUGGUCACCCUGCCCGGGCCCAUCCUCAGCUCCUUCCCCCAGAACACCGCCGUGGGAUCCUCCACCUCCGCCGCCGUGGGCAGCAUCCUGAGCGAGUCCGGGGUCCCCAUCAACUCGGGGGGCUUUGGGCUCUCGGGGCUCUCUGGCCUCGGUGGCCGCUACUGUGGCCGCAGGUGCCUGCCCUGCUAGAGCCGGGCCGGACGUCCAGCCAGUGCCUCCGCCAGGAAGCCCCAGGCCAGGGGCCGCACUGAGGCCGCAGCUGCUGGCCAGCGUUUCCAGAGGCCUUGGGCCCCCUCGAGCCCUCCUCCUGCCAAGGA
Messenger RNA from Parus major (Great Tit), 513 nucleotides. Its product is annotated as feather beta keratin. The record is from RefSeq and is a predicted model, not a curated record. Gene Ontology annotation, cellular component: intermediate filament. The coding region runs from base 80 to 385 and encodes 101 amino acids. The transcript has 2 exons. Gene Ontology annotation, molecular function: structural constituent of cytoskeleton. Lineage: Eukaryota; Metazoa; Chordata; Aves; Passeriformes; Paridae.